AUGUGGGAAUGCUCUCAGACCUGCAAAUGGCAAUAUGCAAUUGAACGUCCGAAGGAGGAAACAUGUUUUCGCGAAAAUGCACGCAUAUACUUUCAUGCAUGCAUACAGCCACGGGCGUCCGAUAUUGUUUACCAGAUACGACCCACCUGCCUGCUUACGCUCUCAGUUCGUGAUCUUGAUCAUGGUGCUGGUGCUGGUGGCGGAGGUGGAAGCAGCGGAAACGCCAAUAGCAUGGGCCCUGUGAACAUGGUAAAGCACUACCGUGUGAAGCAGUUUGAUCAAGGUGGUGCAUACAUUACAACCCGUCGUGGAUUCCCCGAUCUUCGCUCUCUAGUCUCUCAUUAUUCUCGAGUGCCAGAUGGUUUGUGCUGUCGGCUGUCUCAAUCGUGUCCCAGGCCAACACCAGUCACCAGCGAUUUAUCUGUCGCCACUAGACAUUGCUGGGAGGUAUCGAGAACGUCGAUACGUCUAGUUGAACAACUAGGCGCUGGGCAGUUUGGCGAAGUCUGGAAGGGUAUACUUACAGCCUUGCCCUUCCCUUAG
Molecule: messenger RNA, 543 nt
Organism: Protopolystoma xenopodis
Lineage: Eukaryota; Metazoa; Platyhelminthes; Monogenea; Polystomatidea; Polystomatidae
Source: the annotation of a GenBank genome assembly